UUCCCAUGGUCCCUCUCUCUCACUUCUUGCAGUUGCAGUGUUAGCCUAUAGAGCCUGCAUUAUCAGAAUUUGGGGGAAAGCGCUUACGUCAGAGCUCACCAUCCUGCUAUAAAAGCCUGAGCUGCUGCAGCAGUGAGCAGUCGAGGCUUAAACCUGAGCCCUUCAUACACCUCCACACACACUCAUACACAAAGAGGAGAGGGAGAGCAGCCUGUCUUCCUAACACACAGCCAUGAGUAGCAUCGGAUAUGACCCCUACUACUCCUCCUCCUCGCCAUACAGACGCUGGUAUGUCGAGGCUCCCCCACGUGUAGUGAUGACCAGAGGGAGGACCCACUCUGUGUACUCCUCACAUGCUUCCCCACUGUCAACCUCUCGUCUGCAGUACUCCUCUCCCAGCCGGGUGCUGCUCUCCUCCUCCUCACCAGCCUCAUCCCUGGAGCUGGAGCUCAGCCAGGCAGCCCAGAUCAGCUCUGAGUUCCGUGCUGUUCGUACCCAGGAGCGCAGCCAGCUGCAGGACCUCAAUGACCGCUUUGCCAGUUUCAUCGAGAGGGUGCGUGAGCUGGAGCAGCAGAACCGAGCUCUGGAGGCAGAGCUUAUGCUGCUGAGGCAGAGGUACACUGAGCCGUCCCGUCUGAGAGCACUGUACGAACAGGAGGCCCGGGCCCUGAGGGCAGCUGUGGAUGAGGCCAGAGCAGAACAGCAGGCUGCCCUUGGACAGAGAGAGCGUCUGGAACAGACCCUGACCGCCCUGCAGGGUCGAUAUGAACAGGAAGUCCUGGCUCGUGAAGAGGCAGAGGGCAGGCUGAUGGACGCCCGUCGUGAGGCCGACCAGGCAGCUUUAGGCAAGGCUGAGCUUGAGAAGAGCAUUGAAACUCUGCUGGAAGAGCUGGCCUUCCUCAAGAGGAUCCAUGAGGGUGAGGUGGCUGAGCUCCAGGCCCAGGUCCAGCUGGGCGUCCAGGUGUCUGUGGAGUCUGAGGCUGCAACCCCUGAUCUCUCCGGGGCUCUAAGGGAUAUCCGAUCCCAGUAUGAAAGGCUGGCAGCGAGGAACAUGCAGGCAGCAGAGGAGUGGUUUAGAGGAAAAGUGGGAUCCAUGACUGAGAGCGUGGCCCAGCACAGUGACGCAGUGAGGAGCUCCAAGGAUGAAGCAGGAGAGUACCGACGCCAACUCCAGACCUGCCUGCUGGAGAUCGAUGCCUGCAGAGGCCUCAAUGAAUCCCUAGAGAAGCAGCUGCAUGAGAUGGAGGAGAAGCAGAGUGCUGAGAUUAAUGCUAUGCAGGACACCAUUGGAGAGUUGGAAGGUGAGCUGAGGGGCACCAAACAGGAAAUGGCACGCUACCUGAAGGAGUAUCAGGACCUUCUGAAUGUCAAGAUGGCUCUGGACAUCGAGAUUGCUGCAUACAGGAAACUGCUGGAGGGGGAGGAGUCCCGCUUCAAUGUGGGCAUGGUUGGGGGCAUGUCCUCUCUGUACAGCCACAGUAUGUCAGCACCCUCCUUCGCCCGUCCCGUCCUCUCAAGCCUGAGCUCAGGCUCCUCCUACCUGAUGACAUCACGCCUGCUCAGCUCCAGCGUCAGCACCACCGAGGGCAUCAUCUCUGCAAGGCACGCCCAGCAAGCAGAGGCCACUCCACCAGCAGAGGAGGAGGAGGAGGCAGAGGAGGAAGAGGAGGAGGCAGAGGAGGAGGUAAAGGAAGAAGAGGCAGCGGAGGAGGAGAAGGAAGAGGAGGGAGGAGAGGAGACAGAGGAGGCAAAGGAGGAGGAGGAAGAAAAGGAAGAGGAAGAAGGAGGAGAGGAGGAAGGUGACAAAGGGGAAGAAGAAGGAGGAGAAGAAGAAGUGGAGGCAAAGGAAGGAGAUGAGGAGACAAAAGAGGGAGAAGAAGGUGAUGAUAAGGAGGAGCAAAAAGAAGAGGUGACAGAGGCUGCUGAAGAUGAGGGAGACAAAGACGACAAAGCAGAAGGAGACGACAAAGAAGACAAAGCAGAAGGAGAGGACACUGAAGAAAAAGAAGAAGAAGCACAAGAGGAGGUUAAAGCCGAAGAAGCUGACGACAAAGAAGAAGACACCAAAGUAGACGUCAAAGAGGAAAAGGAAGAAGAGAAGAAGGGCGAAGAGAAGGAAGACAAAGCGCCGGAAAAGAAAGACGUCAAAGAAGAAGCCAAAUCUGACAAAGACAAGGACAAAGCUGCUCCUAAAACAGAAGACAAAGCUGACACCAAAAAGGAGAAGGAGGAAGAAAAAGCAGCCAAACCUGAAGACAAGAGCACAAAGGCGAAAAAGUAAGCCAGCAGCACCAGCAAACUUCAGUCCAGUCUGCUCAUUAUAGCUCAAUAACCAGUAGCGGCAUCUUCGCUAUCCUGUCAGUACUGCUUGUUAACAUGGUGCUCAUUAAAACAGUCCAAUUGCCACUGACAAAAACAAAUCAAGGUUACCUGCUUGCCAAUAUCCAAAGUAGUCCGUAAAGGCCUGGUUGCACAAUUCAUGAUGAGUUUGAUAUGUGAAAUUGUUGAAUGCAAAGUCAAGUGAGUGUGAGAGAUUGUGGUGGUUAAAUAAACCUCUGUUAAAGCCA
This is a messenger RNA of Notolabrus celidotus (New Zealand spotty), 2567 nucleotides long. It is a transcript of the gene nefla, whose product is annotated as neurofilament, light polypeptide a. Gene Ontology annotation, biological process: neurofilament bundle assembly. Bases 233 to 2281 code for a protein of 682 amino acids. The record is from RefSeq and is a predicted model, not a curated record. The transcript is spliced from 4 exons. NCBI's taxonomy places the organism in Eukaryota, Metazoa, Chordata, Actinopteri, Labriformes, Labridae. Gene Ontology annotation, molecular function: structural constituent of postsynaptic intermediate filament cytoskeleton. Gene Ontology annotation, cellular component: cytoplasm; intermediate filament; postsynaptic intermediate filament cytoskeleton.